Necator americanus (New World hookworm) is the source of this 3810-nucleotide messenger RNA. RefSeq lists its product as uncharacterized. Gene Ontology annotation, biological process: double-strand break repair via homologous recombination. The transcript has 34 exons. The coding region runs from base 1 to 3810 and encodes 1269 amino acids. Lineage: Eukaryota; Metazoa; Nematoda; Chromadorea; Rhabditida; Ancylostomatidae. Gene Ontology annotation, cellular component: Smc5-Smc6 complex; nucleus; site of double-strand break. Gene Ontology annotation, molecular function: single-stranded DNA binding; damaged DNA binding. The record is from RefSeq and is a predicted model, not a curated record.
AUGGAUGGAGAUAUGGAAGUCGAUGCGGAUGUGGAAAACCAUCAUUUUCGAAAUAUUGGACAUAAACGACAGCAGAAGAAUGGAGAAAUUAAUAGUGCCGUGAAGGUGAGACGAAUCGACAAUCAUUCCACAGCAGGAAUUUCUGGAUCAAAAAGAGCUUACGUAGAAGUAGCUGGACGGAUAGCAGGUGUCGAAUUGGAGAAUUUCAUGUGUCAUGGCCAUUUAAAAGUGGAUUUCAAUACCAGUGACAAUAAUUGUUUCUAUAUAGGAGGACCCAACGGAAGCGGUAAAAGUGCACUGUUUGCCUCCUUGAACAUAGGGCUUGGUGGUCGCGGAAAUAACAAUGAUCGUGGAAGCUCCGUCAAAGGUUAUAUCAAGGAAGGUCGAAAUAAAGCGAAAAUACGUUUGAUUUUAACCAAUACCGGCCUCGGAAGCCAUCCGGAUUACGGAGAAUUCGUGGUUGUCGAAAGAACCAUUACGCCAUCCGCAUCGACUUACGCACUAAAGAGUAUCAAAGGUUUCGGGAGAAAUAGGCACGAAAUAUUAGUCUCAAAAAAGAAAGCCGAUUUGGAUCAGUUACUCGUUCGAUAUGGAAUCCAGCUUAAUAAUCCGAUAUUUUGGAUGAGUCAGGAUCGGUCGAGGCAUUUUCUCCAUCAAAUGAAACCCGAUAGGCUAUAUCAGAUUUUUAUGUGUGCUACGGAAUUAGAGCAUACGAAAGCGUGUUACGAACAGUGUGAAUUAAUUGUAUCCUCUAUUGAGUCUAUGUGUCAAUCGAUGAAGGGAGAGUUUGAGAGGCAGAAGAGGAAGUACCAAGCUAUGAUGGAAGAACGCAGACGAAUGCGUGGCAUUCAAGAUAUGCGAAACCAACAGAGUGCGAUUGGUUGGAUGUUGCUGUGGUGUCCAUUAAGAGACGUUCUCGAGAAGAUUCAAGUGUUGGAGAAGAAGCGCGAGAAAUUUGCAGAAGAGUCUGAGCACUUACAGCAACGAAUAGAAGGGACAAUAGCAAAAAAGCAAGAGUGUAUAGCAGAAGCCUGUACUGCACGACAGAAAAUUGACGAAGAAUGUAUUGCAUUAAACGAGUUGAAAUCAAAGAUAAGAUUUAAAGAGGAGAGAAUGAGAGACCUACAAGGUGAGCUAUCAGCCCAAGAUUCGAAGAGGUACAGCAUGGAGAAAAGCAAAAGUUCGCUGGAACAAAGGAAGCAACGCAUAAUUGACCAAAUAGGUCAUUUUGAGGAAGAGUCGCAGUGUGAAAAGAGGAAGGAGGAGGCGGCAAUUACGAGGGCUAAAAUGGAGAAAAUCACGACCAAAGAGUCGGAAUUAGUUGAAAGGCUGCAAGUAGUGGAGCAGGAGCGUAAUGACCUCCAGAGAAUACAUGAGGAAUUUAUGAGCAACCAGAAUGAGGCUGUACGAGAAUCACGCAAAGUUUCCGCCCAAAUAAGAGAGUUGCAACAUGAGUUGCAUCGAGCAGAAAUAACAGCUAAAAAUGCUGUUAUGAGGUUUGGAGAAAACGUACCGAAAAUACUAGAGGUGGUGAAUGCCAACAGUGACAAGUUCGAGCACGUCCCUCGUGGGCCCAUUGGAAUGUAUAUGAAGUUACGUGAUCGAAAAUGGACCUUUGCCGUGGAAGAAGCAACUCGUCGCUUAUUGACUUCGUUCGUUUUCCACUCCAAACGUGAUCAUCAAGUGUUUGAGAGGUUGAUGAAAGCAAAUCGAGUGCCUGGCGCUUUGCCAAAUGCUAUCUUCACGAAGUUCACCACUCCUCCACAUGAUGUCAAAGCGAACGAGCCGUCCUCUGAUUGGAAUACGAUCCUAAGAGUGGUGGAGAUUACUGACGAUGUUGUGAGGAAUGUUCUGAUCGACAUGGCUUCAGUAGAAGGUACUGUACUGCUUGAAUCAGAUCAAGACGCUCGCCGAAUUAUGGAUGGCAAUUGUCCUGACAAAUGUAUUCGCGCUUAUACUCCCACCGGUGGCAUGGCCAUGGGCAGAAAUAGACGUGGUGAAGGCUUUUACCGUUUCUACGCAUGUCGCGGACCACCAAGAGCAACAAUAUUGUCUGGACAAGAUACAGUCGCGGAUGUUAGUGUUAUGGAGUUGGAACUGGAGAAAUUGCGGGAUAAGUUCAGCGAAAUGCAGAAACAUAUUAAAAAGGUUACGGAUGAAACUGCAAAGGCGCAACGAGAACUCGGAAAAGCGCUACAGAACUACAGCACAUUAGAAACUGACCUUGAUCGUCUCCGAAGUCAAUAUCGGUCUCUGGAACGAAGGCUGGAACAACUAGAGAUGGAUGAUGAUACGUCGGUUGUGGAUAACAUGCGGAGAAGUCUGGAUGAACUUAUAGCUCAGAUAGCUGAUUUAGAGAAGCAAUUCGAAAAACUAGAUGAGAGUGCCUCGCAGAAGAAAAGCGAAAUCCGACAGGUGAAAGAGGAACUGAGCAAGAUCAAAGCUGAUUUUGUUGAGGCAAAAAAGAAGAUUACAGAUUUGGAGAAUGAAGAAGAAAGUGUAAGAGAGAGAAUACGACACAUUGAUGCAACGAUAGAUUCCGAUAGAAGGCGACACGAACGGAUACGCGAGUCCUUAACGAAGAUGGAGGAAUCAAACAGAGAAUUGCAAGAUGAAAAGAUGGCUGCAGAAGAGAGAGCAAAACGGAGCGAGGAGCUGCCUACACCAUCGUCCAUGACAAAUCCACCCGAUAUGGAACAACUAGGUGACACCGCUGAGCUAGAUGAGCAGUACAAGACGCUUACGAUGAAAAUUGAAUCCGCAGAAAAAGUAAUAGGGAACAUAGUAACUGCCGAACAACUUCAAGAAUUCAAGGAUAGUUAUGAACGAAUGAAGAAGCAUUAUUUGCUGUUGAAGGGCUUGAAUAAGAAACUCUCGGAGUGUAUUCGAAUACGAAACGAGAAGUUCCCCAUCAUGUGCCAUGCUAUUACAAUGCGCCUAAAAAUGACAUUUCAGAGGCUUAUGGCAACGAGAUCCUACCACGGUACCCUUGUUGUCGAUCGCCAAAAACAAGUUAUUAACAUCAAUGUUGCCACUCAUCAAAAGGAUGAUAGCUCCGAUUCUGCUGCAAAGAGUGUUGUGCAAGAUUUAAGAGGACUUUCUGGAGGUGAGCGCUCGUUCACCACUGCAUGUUUUAUUAUGGCUUUAUGGGAAAUUAUGGAAGCACCGUUUCGAUGUAUGGACGAGUUUGACGUGUUUAUGGAUAUGAUUAAUAGACGGGUAAUCAUGAAUUUACUCGUGAAGUUGGCUACCGAGCAAUAUUCACACAAUCAAUUUAUCUUCUUCACUCCCCAAGGAAUCAAAGAACUUGGCGAGACUGCUAGUGAUGAACAGUCUGCUUCGUCGAAAUCAGAGCAAGAAAUCUCAACGCCACGCUUUUACACACGCGAAGGUGUUGUAGUUGGUGGGAAUUUCACGCGCUAUGAACUGAAAUUCGAAAGGCCAAUGCGUAUAGUAUUGGAUAGUGUUGAAGGUGAUGCUGAUCUAUAUUUCUCUUAUACAAACCAAGGUGUUUCAUUUGAAUUGGAUAAGCACGACGCCUCUUCAGCUUCUUGUGGCUUGGACUACAUUGACGUCGAGUCUCAUCCGCAACCUACUUACUUAGGGAUAUAUGGCCAUCCUUCCAAGAAUGAGUCUUCUUACCGCCUUUUAAUAAUGGUGGUUCCUGACGGAAAUUUCGAACAUGGUCCGGAAUUAAUACACAGAUGGGAAGAUCUUAUUGAACACGAUUCUCGUAGUGAUCGACGAGAGCCUAUUUACAUGGAGAUCUUAUCGGGGAUAUUGGAAAUCCUCGUUGAGAUUUUACUAUAG